GUUAGUGAUUACAGAAAAACAAUAUAUAAAACAGCAUCAAAAAAAGAACAGCAAAUUCACUAUAAAAAUGGUUCAAUUAAAUCCAUUUAACGUAAUAAUGUUAGUAUACGUAACUUUUUCGGCCCUAAAUCUAUCAACAAGUCCGAUAACAUCUGAAGAACGAGAAAUGGCACAUAAAAUAGAAUCUAUGCUGAAAGAAAUGCGCGAUGAGAGAUACGAAAUGGAAGUAGAAGAAUCUUUAGAUUAUGAAAACGAUAACGAUAUUCCAACAGCAGAGCAAUUCGAACUAGGAGAUGAAGAGGAAGAAGGUGAGCUAUUGGACGCAAAUCCUAAAGUUAUAUGUACUACAGAUGAACGUAUUCCGUAUGAAUAUAAAAAAAAUGCAGUCGAAUUUUGGAAAAGCAGUACAACAAGGCCAAGAACAUUAGAAGGAGUAAAACGAAGAUUUCGGAAAGUAUAUUCAUUACGUCAAUUACGACGAUGGGAAAUUCAAGUGAAUCAAGGUGGCAGUAGAUUCGAAAAAUUAAAACAAAUUUCGGAAUAUACAUUAAAUAAUUUUCAUACAGCUCUUGAAAAUAGAAUUAUUGUUCACGACGCUGAUUUAGCUCGAUGGGCUAUUCGGGCACAGGAAAAUUUAAAUGUACCAGGAUUUACAGCUUCAUCGCGAUGGAUACGAAAAUUUAAAUAA
Linepithema humile (Argentine ant) is the source of this 688-nucleotide messenger RNA. Lineage: Eukaryota; Metazoa; Arthropoda; Insecta; Hymenoptera; Formicidae. The record is from RefSeq and is a predicted model, not a curated record.